ACAUCAUCCACAACUGAAUCCACCACAUCACCCACAACUGAAUCCACCACACCACCCACAACUGAAUCCACCACACCACCCACAACUGAAUCCACCACAUCACCCACAACUGUAUCCACCACAUCAUCCACAACUGAAUCCACCACAUCACCCACAACUGUAUCCACCACAUCAUCCACAACUGAAUCCACCACAACACCCACAACUGAAUCCACCACAUCACCCACAACUGAAUCCACCACAUCACCCACAACUGUAUCCACCACAUCAUCCACAACUGAAUCCACCACAACACCCACAACUGAAUCCACCACAUCACCCACAACUGAAUCCACCACAACACCCACAACUGAAUCCACCACAUCAUCCACAACUGAAUCCACCACAACACCCACAACUGAAUCCACCACAUCAUCCACAACUGAAUCCACCACAUCACCCACAACUGAAUCCACCACAUCAUCCACAACUGAAUCCACCACAUCAUCCACAACUGAAUCCACCACAACACCCACAACUGAAUCCACCACAUCACCCACAACUGAAUCCACCACAUCAUCCACAACUGAAUCCACCACAUCACCCACAACUGAAUCCACCCAUGAACGUGAAUAUUCCUGCUUAACAUAUGAGAACUCGAUGCCCUAUGUGGUCUGGCAGAGAAUUACAGUCCGGCCAUAUCCUGAAAUCCAAGUGAGCAAUGAGAAGGUGAUUUCCUGUGAUGUUACGACCGUCUCUCUGCAAUGCUGCGUUCAGGACGGUUAUACAGUGGAAUGGAGCAACUCGGGUUGUACCAACAAUUCAGCAGGCUGCAUUUCAUGUGAAUAUAAGAUGAACAAACAGAGGUGCCAAGGUGCCACACCAGAUCCAGUUGAAGUCUCGUGCCAACUCAAUCCAGCUGUCAGUGGAGGUUUUAACAAAUCAAACAAGAUCAAAAUUACAACACAAAAUAAGAGUGUUGACUGUUCUGAUGGUACAUUUGGAGUUGGAUCUCUGGGAACCAACCGCACUGCUGACUGUGGUGUCGGCCUGGUCGGCUAUCAAACAGCUGAGUGUAAAUCAACAGGAAAAUGGGAGGUGAUAGAAGACAACUGUGUCCUGCAAGUCAUUCAAAAUCUGAAAACUGAAUCUCAGAAUUUAGUGGCUACUGACCUCCCUACAUUUGUGGUGAACCUUAGUGAAGUUACUCAGAAAAAUUCUUCUGUGAUCCAAAACUCACAAGCGACCAUAUUAACCAUCGUCGACAUUCUUAAGCAAAUUGCCAGCGUCUCUCAAACCAUCUUAGUUAAUGAAGCCACCAUGCUGGAUUUUCUAAACACAGUGGAUGUUCUUGGAUCAGCAGAGAAGCAAUGGGUGGAAAUAAACAAGAACAGCACAACCAAACACACCAGUUCUGAUCUUCUGAAGUCUCUUGAGGAUUUUGCAAGCAGACUCUCAGAUGUGACCUUUACCACUUCAACAACCUCUACCUAUAUAGCAAGAAAAACCACCAAUAAAUCCAUUUCUGAGAAAUUUGGUACAAAUUUAACUACCCACAUAAAUAUACCAGACAUCAAGGAAAAUACUUCCAUCACCAUUAUAGUCUUAUCAGCUUUUGGUAAUAUCUUACCUGUUAGAAACCAGACCUGCACAGACUGUAGUCUCAAUGGCACCAGGAUUAAUGGAGAUGUUGUUGUGGUCCAAACUCAGCCAAAAAUUAAUAACAUCUCUCUUAAAUACACUGUCAAAAAUACGACGCUGGGAAACCCUCAGUGUGUCUUCUGGAACUUUAGUUUUUGGAAUAACUCUGGAGGAUGGGACUCGACUGGAUGUAAAUUAAUACAGGAUCAGAACGGAUCAGUUACAUGUGAGUGCGAUCACACGACCUCUUUUUCAAUCCUGAUGUCGCCGUUAACUUUAAUUGCGCCUUAUUUGGACAAAAUCACUUACAUCGGCGUCGGUAUUUCAAUGGCCUGCUUGGUUUUGUGCCUCAUCAUUGAAAUCCUCAUCUGGAAAUCAGUAAGAAGAAACGAAACAUCAUACAUGCGCCACGUCUCCAUCGUUAACAUGGCCGUCUCCCUGCUGAUCGCAGAUAUAUGCUUCAUCAUCGGAGCAGCCAUUGUUAAAAACGGAGAGAAGACACCAGUACCCUCCUGCACCGCUGUAACCUUCUUCAUGCACUUCUUCUAUCUCGCUCUGUUCUUCUGGAUGUUGUUGUUAGCGCUCCUGCUCCUGUACCGCACCAUCAUGGUCUUCAACCGACUUUCCAAAUCUGCGAUGAUGGCUACAGCGUUCAGUGUUGGGUACGGAGCGCCGUUACUCAUCGCCGUCAUUACUGUGGCAUCUACAGCUGGAGGUGGAGGAUACGUCACGGCAGCUAAUGCUUGCUGGCUGAACUGGGAUAAAAGCAAAGCUCUCCUGGGGUUUGUGCUUCCUGCUCUGACUAUCGUAGCUAUAAACCUCCUGGUGAUGGUCGUGGUUCUGUAUAAGAUCCUGAGGAGAGGAUUAAACGCCAGCGUUCAGCGAGAUGAGAAACACGCCCUGCUGGUCAUCGCUAAAUGUGUAGGAAUCUUAACACCUCUCUUUGGUCUGACGUGGGGAUUCGGUAUCGGGACCAUGGUGUCGCCGGUGUUUGGACUCCAUGUGGUGUUCGCAUUGCUCAAUUCACUACAGGGUUUCUUCAUUCUAGUAUUUGGACUGUUGCUGGACAGUAAGGUUAGAGAAGCCUUGGCAGGAAAGUUGGCGCUGAGGAAUCUCAGCUCUCUGCCCACCAGGAGCACAGGUCAAGGACCAUCAUCCUCGAGUGGACUUCAUUUAUUUCAGAGGCUACGACAGUGA
Trichomycterus rosablanca is the source of this 2817-nucleotide messenger RNA. Its product is annotated as adhesion G-protein coupled receptor F1-like. The annotation marks the transcript as partial. Gene Ontology annotation, biological process: adenylate cyclase-activating G protein-coupled receptor signaling pathway; cell surface receptor signaling pathway. The transcript has 10 exons. The record is from RefSeq and is a predicted model, not a curated record. Gene Ontology annotation, molecular function: G protein-coupled receptor activity. NCBI's taxonomy places the organism in Eukaryota, Metazoa, Chordata, Actinopteri, Siluriformes, Trichomycteridae. Gene Ontology annotation, cellular component: membrane.